This is a messenger RNA of Pelagomonas calceolata, 1560 nucleotides long. The record is from the annotation of a GenBank genome assembly. NCBI's taxonomy places the organism in Eukaryota, Pelagophyceae, Pelagomonadales, Pelagomonadaceae.
AUGCCAGCCGUCGGCGAUAGAGUAGUGCUGAUUCUCGACGACGUCGAGGGCGUCGUGACAGGCGUAAGCAGACCGGGGUGGUUCAUGGUGGACCUCGACGGCUACGACGCCCCCAUCGAGUUCCAGGCGAGCGAGCUGCACGUCCUCGCCGCGAGCAGUGCACAACCGGCACUCACGCAACUCGACGACGCAGUGCUACAGGCUAAUGGCUGGACCAUCACGACGCACACGAGAAAAACGGGCGGCCAGGCCGGCGGCACCUAUCAGACGUGGCUGCCGCCGCGGGGGCGCAAGGCGCUGCGCAGCCGCGUCGAAGUACGGCGCUACCUCGCGUCGCAGCAACGGUCCGCGCCGCCGACGCCGACGCCGGCCGCCGCGCUCCCGCCGGGCGUCGAGAGGCUCCUCGCCAGCGACGCCUUCCAGCUCGCGGCGGCGUUCAGCGGGCCGCGCGGCCUCUGCGCGCUCGCGGCGGCGGGCCGCGCCCUCCGCCGGGUCGACUGGGCGCCGGCCUGGCGGGACCUGCUGGAGGCGCGGUUUCAGUUGGGGCGCCUGCACGAAAGAACUGGCUUGGAGCGCGCGUGUCGACGGGCCAUCGAGCGCCUGGAGACCGAUGGCUCGUGGGCAUCGCUGGGCAUCCUCGUGGUGUAUUUCGACCAGGGCACGUGGGAUGCAGGGCUGUGGAGACCAGGGCUCGUGGGCGACGCGCGGGAGGCGUAUAGAGUGGCCGACGGCGCCUGCCCCAUCUUAUGGCGCGGCCCCGCCAACGUCGACCGGAGCGUGGUGCCAAUGGCGGGCGUCGAGGCGGAUCAGCGCUUCCUGCCGGCAGCUCAAGCGCUCGGCGUGCGCUUCUUCUUUGGGGAGCCCUUUUCGCGGCGGCACAACACUGCCGCGGAGGGGCACCACGCCAUUGGCACCAAGCUUAGCUUUAAAUUCACGGCCACGGACGGGCCGUCCGGCGGACUGUUAGACUGCGCCUACGUCGGCUUAUGUGUCAAGCCCGUCGCCGACGACGCGUCGUGCCAAGUGCAGGAGCUUGACGCCACGUUCAUCUCAUCGGCAGGCUUUGGGUACGGCGCCACGCUCGAGGGCGGAAGCACGUCGCCCGUGUUCUUGGCCGACCACGCAGUUGAGCUGUCUAUUCAGUGGAACGACCGCGGGGAAGUCAGCGCGCAGUGCAAAUUUAUGGCACCGCGGGCGUUUACAAUAACUCAUAACUUGAACUUGCGGCGCUUGCUACGGCGCGACGCGGGUACGGUUGGCCUGGUGCCAGUUAUCGGCGUACCUCGCGGCGCCAAAGCGGCGAUCGCCGCCGCGGGUUAUAGAAGGUCAUACUCGAGCGGCACCAUGGGUUUUAGCAGUUCAAACUUUGGCGAAUGGACAACUCGCCGGAAUUACGAAGGGACAAUAGAGCAGUUCAGAAGUAAGGUGCGGCAGUGCCUGCCGGCGUUGCGCGAGGGCGAUGAUUCCGAGAGCGACGACGACGCAGGGGAUGGCAUGGUUGUCAUGGUCCAGCAGCAGGAUGGGACCUGGAGAAGGACGGGACCCACGACGACUGAGUAA